Electrophorus electricus (electric eel) is the source of this 2503-nucleotide messenger RNA. RefSeq names its product chondroadherin (gene chad). Lineage: Eukaryota; Metazoa; Chordata; Actinopteri; Gymnotiformes; Gymnotidae. The record is from RefSeq and is a predicted model, not a curated record. Gene Ontology annotation, molecular function: protein binding.
GCUCUGUGAGGCUGUGUGCAUCCCUGUUUCUGUGUGUCUACCUUCCCACUGCAAGACGGGACCAGCAGACACCAGUAGGAUAGAGGGAAAGAGAAGUAUCUGACUGACAGAGCGAAGGGUCAUCAUGCAAGUUCUAAGGUUCCAGUUAGUGGUCUGUAUGCAGGUUUUUGCUUCUUUUGUAGCAGCUGUUCACAGCCAGUGUCCUAGUCCAUGUCACUGUCAUGGUGACCUACAGCAUGUCAUCUGUGACAACGUUGGCCUGAAGAAGAUACCACGCAUCUCUGAGGCAACUCGUCUCCUCAACCUACAGCGCAACAACCUGGGCACACUCCAAACUGGAGGCUUUAGCGAAAUGAAGGGACUCAUCUCUCUGCACCUCCAGCACUGCCAGAUCCGGGAAAUUGCCAGCCAGGCCUUCAAGGGACUGAAGAAUCUCAUCUACUUAUACCUGUCCAACAAUGAAAUCAGCACCAUCAAACCCGGAGCCUUCGAGGACCUAGCUGAGCUCACCUAUCUUUACCUGGAUGGCAACCGCCUCUCAGGUCUUUCAAAGGGAAUCUUUUCUCCCAUGAUCAACCUGUUUAUCUUGCAGCUUGAUAACAACAAGAUCCGAGAGCUGCAGCCAGGUACUUUUACAGGAGCUAAGGACUUGCGAUGGUUACACAUGAGCAGCAAUGAGCUGAGCUCCAUACAGCCUGGCUCACUGGACGAGGUUGAAAACCUAGCCAUUUUCACCUUGGACCAAAACAAGCUGUCCACCUACCCCAUCCUGGCCAUGAGUAAGCUACGUGUUAUUGAGGAGCUUAAUUUGUCAAAGAACCCACUGAGCUUAAUCCCUGAUCGUGCCUUCCGGAGUUUUGGGCGCUACAUGGAGAAACUUCAUCUCAAUGAUAUGGGCCUGGAGAAGUUCUCCAAUGCUGCUUUUGAGGGGGUGACUGCUCUAAAGUCUCUGCAUCUGGAGAACAACAGGCUUAAGACGCUACCAAGCAGCCUCACUUUCAUCACCCUCCAGAAUGUGACUCUGUUCAACAACCCCUGGACUUGCACCUGUCAGUUAGCAAAUCUUAGGAAAUGGAUGGACUCCACUCGCCUUCGCCCUGACGCAGUUUGUUCAUCUCCUGGCAGUCAGAGAGGCAAACAGAUAAGAGACAUCACUGUUUUUAGCCGGUGCAAAGUGAAGACCAAGAAUGACAAGAAGGGAGCGCGCCUCUGAGAAGAGGAGACUCAAAGCAGACGCCUGUGCAGGUGACAAGCUACGUGUGCAGAGAAGGGAAGCAAUGCUACUUUCUAUUUCAGGACUGUCCGUUCUGCAUUUUCUUUCCAAUUCUAUGAAGUGACGUAAAUUUUUGCUAAAUAAAAUGAGAGGUAGAGAUAUAUUUGGAGAUAUCAGCAAACAUCUGUCAGAAUAACUGCAAUUAUCAAAGUAAAACUGUAGAAGUUUAUUCACACAGACUGUACCCCAACUCUAAAUGAGGAACUUGCUAAGUUUUCUGUAUCUUCCAGUUAAGCAGGCACCUUGCUUUGCUCUGUCUCACUGAUUUUCAAAGUUACUAUUACUAUUCAAGUUCUCAAAUCUCAUACCCCUUUUUGUGUUAACAAUUGUAACCAUUCUUAACUGACACUGGUGGUAGUUAUGAUUUCAAAGUAACAGAUAUAGACUUCAUCUUAUCUUCAACUCAGUAAUACCAGGUAGUCCUCCAUGUGAUGAUAACAGACAGCAACAUUCAUUACCAUGGUAACAGACAUCAAAGCCUCUUGCUUUGGUUACAUCCAUCAUCUACCCACUGUAUGAAUGUCCAAGAAUACUCUGACAAGCUGUACAGUACAAAGGGGAUUAAAAGCAAAGAGAUUGCUGAGCUCCCAUAGUUCUAAAGGAUCUUAUUUAUCUGCUGUCUUCAGCUGCUCUUUUAUUGGUAUCCUAACUUCUUUGGUAGGAUUUAUUAACAAAUUAUGCAACAAGUCUCACUCAUGUGACCAGGAUAUAGACAACAGACACUCAAGCAUGACCACUUAUCCUUAUUUUAGACCCCAGCCAAUCCCAGAGGAGAGAGGUAGCUGCCAAGCUCUCCUCAGAGAGAUCAUGGGAAAAUGGGGGGAAAAGUAUUGCUGAAUAAAGCCGGUACAAGAGAAUUAUAAGUUAGGUAAAUGUCUCCAAACAUUAUUGUCAUGACAGAUUCACAAUAAAUAAACCAAAUCAACAGUAUGUCUCACUUUGGUACAUGCACAAGAUCUAAAGCUGUUCCUGGAGAGAAGAUAGAAACAAACAUGGAAAAUGACCUGUUGCUUUGCAGUGCUUUCAAAACAAAUAUGAUUCAUUUACUAAUAAGAUGUAAAAGUAUCCAUAUAGAAUGAAUAUCAGGAAGAUUUGACAUUGGUAUUUCCAAACAACAGCAUGGCACACAAUUAUGUACAUUUACAGAUUAUUCUGUUUUCUUUAAACUUUUGGUAAUAAGUGGCUUGUAUCACUUUUUCAAUAAACAUCCAAUACCUAAAGAAGUAGUAA